AUGGACAUGGUGGACUUUAACCUUCAUCACGAUGUGCGAUCGGAUAAGCACCCAGCGUGUGUGCUGGCAGCAACGUUAAAGGACUUGGCUCGCCAGAUGUACUACCUGAAUAAGGAAGUGCAGGAGGGAGUGAUGCAGCCAAUGAAACAGUUCCUGCAAGUGGAGGUGAAUGGGUCGGUGGAGAUGCAGAAGAAACUCGACAUGGCACGGGACCGAUAUCAAACCGCUUCCACCAAGUUCUCGGGCGUCUCGCACAAGACCGACAUGACACACUUUACCAAGGUCUGUUCCUCCACCUCACUAGCACAGCUGAACAAUGCACUCACCCAAGCACAUGCGCAGUGGGAGAACGAGGUCGCAGAGUCGAAGCAGGAAUACGAUCUGAUCUACUUCAAUGGCAUGACGAAGAUGAUGGAGGUCGAGAGGAACAAGAUCCAUCUCAUCCACUCGCUCUUUUACCACUUCUAUGUCACCUACCAACGCUUCUUCGACACCACGGGCCAGACCUUUGACUCCAUCAUGCCCGAGAUGCUACUCUGGAAAGAAGCCAUCGACGAGGGGCGGAAGAGAGCUAGGGAGCAGGCGGCUGAAAAUGACGACAUCAUGAUGGACCACGUAUCGAAGCUGCAGCAGUCGGGUUUCAAAUCGCGAGAAGCGCUUGAGCUGAAGUCGCCACGGGUAAACAUGCUGGGCAAUCCGGUGGAGCCCGAUAGGCAGGGGUACCUCUUCAAGAAGAUCCCCAAGAAGGGAAAGGGUUGGAAGUGCUCCUGGUUCGUCCUCGAGAGGGGGAUCCUCAUGUACUAUAAGAACAUCAGGAGGGAGGUGCCGGAUGGAGGCUUGAAUCUUCUCCUGUGUACAGUCAAGGAGGUCCCCGAGAAGCAUCUUUGCUUCCAAGUAAUCUCCACGGAUGACCAAUUCAAUCUAAGCCGGCGGAGAGGACUCCUCGGAUCCGAGAAGGCUACCCUCGGCAAGCAAGAGCAGUCUAAUCCCUACUGGGCAGUGCUCAACUGGGGCGUGCUGAUCUGUGUCAAGUGCUCCGGCACACAUCGAAGUCUGGGCGUGCACAUAUCCAAAGUCCGGUCGCUCGAUUUGGACAAAUGGGAGCCGCAGCAACUGGGGUUGAUGAAAUCGAUCGGUAACGCUCUCUCCAAUACGUUGUGGGAAGCCGAUGUACCGGAAGAGUGGGCCGCACAGCGACCAGAGCCAGAAUCAGAUGGCAAAACUAAGGAACGGUGGAUCAAGACCAAGUAUGUCGACAAGGCGUUCAUUCAUCGGGCAAACUUAAGUCCGAAUGAGUUAGGCCAGAACCUGCGAGAUGCGGUGCUGGCGAAGGAUUACACUGGCGUUUUGAAGAGCAUUCUCCUGGGGGUAGACAUCAACUGGGCCGACCCCGAGGAUAGCUCGCGCACGGCGAUUCAUGUGCUGCCCUUCUCCGGCGGCACUGCAGCGAUGCUGGAGUUCCUCUUGCAGAACGGUGGCGAGGUCAACGCCGAGGACGCCAGCAAACGAACACCGCUACACUACGCCGUUGAGAGUGAGCGGCCCGACCUUUGCAAGAUCAUGCGUUCGCGUGGAGCGUCACUGGCCAAAGUCGACGCAGAAGGUCGCACACCGUUGGAGUUGGCAGAGAGUUUGAAGCAUGAGGGCUGCGCGGCGGUGCUGAAGGACGAAAGGAAGGAAUCGAUCGGGGCCGAGCCGCUCACGCCCAAGAACUCGUUCACCGGGAUGGGCUCGGCUGCGGCGGCCAGCGGUGCGUCGCCGCCGGAGGACAUAUCCAAGGCCCUGCGCGGCAGCCUCAACUUGCUCAGUAGCGGAUUUUCCGGCUCGCCGGGGCCAUCGCGGAGGGAAGUCAAGGAGAGGGACCGAUUCCAGCGGACCACCACACCGCCGGGCAAGCUCAACAAACCGCGGCUCAUCACCAUGAUCAAGGACCAGGUGAUUGGUAGAAAGAAGGCAUUCACGAUCAGCGAGCCGCGGCUGGGCGCCUUGCCCAAGGACCGAGACGAGCUGGGCUCCCCAUCGGGCGGCGUGGCGACGUCGCCUGUCCGCCGAUUGAAGGGUUCGUUCGAGGGCGUGGACGACUACGCCCUCGAGGAGGACGACUCGGCCGCAUCGGCUUCUGAUUCCGAAAACGAGUCCAGCAGCGCCGGCGAGAGGUCGACCCGCCCGCCGUCGCACACGAUCGCCGCAACGACUCGAAGGAGCGAUGGCCUUCCGCCGGCCCUGCGGAACAGUUCGGAUGGCGCCAGCUCGGACGGAGAGACGCCAUCGAUCAAUGGCAACGAACAGCGGAAGGCCCGACACACCGACGCACCACUGGUGAAGGGAGUGAUCCCUCGCGCGCGGCGGCGCAAGUCCACCGACCUCACGCCCAUCGUGCUGGGGCAAGCCCGCGAGCGCAAGGACAGCAGAGCGUCGCCAGGUGGUGAACCGACACCACCAGGCACUACCGCCACCAGCGGCAGCAGCACCAGCAGCAGUCACAACAACAACAACAGCGCCAGCGGUGCGACCAAGGAGAAGGAGGUGGACAACACGAAACGGGAUCAGGUCAGAAACAUUACUUCGAGCGCGGCCUACGCCACGCCGCCGAAGAGGAACAACUCGACCGAGUGGGUCAAGUCGCCCAGCCGGGCCACGGCGAGCGAGCGGGGCUUGUCAUCGUACUCCUCUGCCGGCACCACGAUGUCGUCAUCGCCCCCGACAUCCUCUCCGCUCUCCACCUCCAGCGGUACGCUCUCGUCUACGGCCACGAUCUCGUCGUCCCUGCACGUCUCCACCCCCGAUUCCCGUCGGCGACGAAAGAGCGACGCGACGAGCAUGGGCGGGACCAUGCGCGAGACAACGCGCAAGAAGGGCAAGAAGAAGCAGGUGCAGCUGCAACCAGACGAGCUCCAGCUCCAGCCCGAGCCGCCUUUGCCUUUGCAUUCACCUUCACCUUCGCCCUCACCAUCGCCGUCGGCCUCAGCCUCGGCCUCACCCAGCGGCGGGGCGUUGCCGCAGCUGUCUGUCGACCCACCGCCCAAGGAGGGUUCCAGCGGCGGCAAGACCGUGGGCAAGAAGCUGCGCUCGCUGCGACACUCGUUCGGGCGGCGCGAUCAGCAGCAGGAGCUGCAGAAGGAGACGGCCACGUGGAGCUCGGCCACCAACCUCUCGCCCUCCGCCUGGGAGAGCGGCUCCGGCCAGAUCGCCACCAGGAGCGGCGAGCCUGCCCUCGGUCGCAGCGGCAGCGACAUCCAGCGCAGCAGCAGCAAGAGGGAUCGGCCCAGUCUUGGCGAGUGGGAGCUAUGA
This is a messenger RNA of Acanthamoeba castellanii str. Neff, 3291 nucleotides long. RefSeq names its product PH domain containing protein. Lineage: Eukaryota; Discosea; Longamoebia; Acanthamoebidae. The transcript is spliced from 15 exons. Gene Ontology annotation, molecular function: protein binding; GTPase activator activity. Bases 1 to 3291 code for a protein of 1096 amino acids. The record is from RefSeq and is a predicted model, not a curated record.